GCAAGACGCACGAAACAAACAACAAGCGCAACGUAAAAUUCGUAAAAUUAAAUAGAAAAUUAAAUCCUUGUUUGUUUUUCGAUAAUUUGAAGAUUUAUAUUUAGUGGUAUGCGUCGUAGUUGUGCGGUAUUUUCCUGUGCAAAUAGGGACUCCAACAAAAAUGACAACGUAUCCAUGUACAGAUUUCCUGCCGAUCCUGCCUUGUGCGAAAAAUGGGUUGAAUUUUGCAGAUCAGACCAGAUCAACGAAAUGCUGGUCCUGCAGGGCGUUGCUAAACUGCGAAGUUCCUCGUUCUGUGUCUGUUCGGAUCACUUUGCGAAGCCGUGUUUCGUAAGUCCCAGGAACAAUGCACAGGGCAUUUACAAAGGAAGUGUCCCAACCAUCAUCGCCGGGCAUCCGAUGUUGGUGUCAAGCUUCAAAAAGGCCAAUCAGAUACCGGAGUACAGUGAUCUUGUCCCCGAAGAGUCCGAACAGUGUGAAGAAGAUCACAUGACCGUAGAAGUGCUCCAGGAAGAACUAGAUGAAGCUGUAGAACCACCCGAUGCUGAGCCAGCAAACGUGCAACCAACUCAACCACCUGCUUGUGAUGCCAAUCAAUCAAGUUUGUCCACUGCGCCAGUCAGCGGGAUCAUCCACCCGAGUGUAUUUGACUGCCAGUGCGAAGUGAAAAGCGAAUUUGAACCCAAAUUCUACGCAGAGCGAUCACAGGCCGUAGGUUUAGUGGAGGAAUUGGAUGACACCAAAAAGAAGAUAGUGCAACUUAGGAAACCGUACCGACAGAAGCAAAGAGCACUCCAUAUAGUAAACGACAGUAUCAAAAGGGCGAAAGAUAAAUUUCGAAGGCUAGCGAAGGAACACCACAUAACGGUGGAUUUGGUCUCAAGUGAUGAAGAAGAACAAAAUUUUGUGUUUUAACGUGUUAUUACUUGGUAUGUUUAAGUUGCUAUUAAAAUAACCAUCACUUAGUCGAGAUUGUUAUUUAUUUAAUGAGUAAUCCCAAUAACGGGUGCUUGUGUUAGCUUCGAGUUAUAUUUAGUCAAUUCUCUUACUGGGUAGCAUUUUAUUCAACGAUUUAGCGUGACUUCA
Messenger RNA from Aedes albopictus (Asian tiger mosquito), 1086 nucleotides. RefSeq names its product THAP domain-containing protein 3-like. The record is from RefSeq and is a predicted model, not a curated record. The transcript has 3 exons. Bases 109 to 915 code for a protein of 268 amino acids. Lineage: Eukaryota; Metazoa; Arthropoda; Insecta; Diptera; Culicidae. Gene Ontology annotation, molecular function: sequence-specific DNA binding.